This is a messenger RNA of Mycotypha africana, 2513 nucleotides long. RefSeq lists its product as uncharacterized. The coding region runs from base 250 to 2259 and encodes 669 amino acids. The transcript is spliced from 5 exons. Gene Ontology annotation, molecular function: protein binding. The record is from RefSeq and is a predicted model, not a curated record. Lineage: Eukaryota; Fungi; Mucoromycota; Mucoromycetes; Mucorales; Mycotyphaceae. Gene Ontology annotation, biological process: cell division.
AAUUUACCACUAAACAGAAAGUGUCGAACAUCAUUGAACCGUGCAUUCAAUCUUUCUAAAUUUCAAAUCUUUUUUCAUCCAAAAAAAAAUCUCAACUCAACACGUCCAGAAAAAUACCAACAUUGUCCAAAUACAAAGCGAUAAAACCAUAGAUUGUCUUUCUUUCCCUCUCUAAUCCUUUAAAUCUCUCGGUAAAUCAUUUCUUCGUAAGCUCUUUUGAGUCGAGAGCGUUGCUUAACAAACAGGAUAAUGCCUGUCUCUUAUAUCUUGACGUCGCUCAUCUAUCGCGAUCUGGAUGAUGGCGAUCAUAACAAUGCGCUCAUUUUAGCUGAGCGUCUCUUCGCAUUGAACAAUGACAACGAUUAUUACCGAUUCGUUUAUGCAAAAUGCCUUUACCAACUUAAAGAUUAUUCGGCAGUAUAUACCCUUUUGAACUGCUCUACUUCUGUUCCAAAUCUAAAUCUUUUCGCAAAGAGCUGUCUAGAGCUGGGAUUGUUAGUGCGUUCGUCCGCAAAGCAACACCAGUACUGGAAAGAUGGAGUAAAAGCUUUAAAGGCAGCUCUUUCACUUGAUGAGCCAACUGAUAAGAUUCACUGGAGAGAUGAAUUAUCAAGCAUUUCAGUUAGGCAACAUAUACCAAGCAAAGCAAGCAUGUACAAUCUAUUAGGUGACCUGUAUGCAAAACUCGAUCAUAUACGAGGCGCUGCUACAUCUUAUUGGAGCUGCCUCAAGUUAAAUCCUUUCAAAUUAACGGCCUAUACUAAGUUAUGCGAUAUUGCACCCGAUAUCCCAAAUUUCGAAAAGGCGAAGCUGCCAAAAGAUAUUUUUGUAGAUUUCGAUCUUGACACGACAGACCUUUCAACUUCAGCAAACACACCUAUGAUGCCAUCCUUUUCAGCAUUUGCUGACAAUCUUACUUUUAAUGUCAACGUUGAGCCUUUAGAAACGCAGAACAACAAAAUUGAAAUACUCAAGGUACAAAAGGAAUAUAGCCCCAUUACCUUAAAUGACCUGCGCCAGUUUGCUGGUGCUAUAAGCAAUAUGUACGAAGAUAAGGAAAGCCUUUUUGUACAUGACAUAGAAAGAUAUGACAUUGAAGAUCUAAAAACAAAGUCAUUAGCCAGUAUUAUCGAUGAUGUGGAACAAGCAGAAAAGAAGCGAGCUUUUGAGAAUAAGCAUGGUCUGUAUAAGAAACCAACGGAGCAAACAGAUACUCAAAAGCUUAAUGCUGCAUUAAGCAAGGUCAAUGCGGAAUCCAGCACAAAAAUUCCUCGAAAGCGUACAAUAGCUGAGCUAGUCCCACCAAGGGUUACAAGAUCAGAAAAUGUGAAGCGCUCAAAAGCCAACCCUACUGAAGUUACCGCUGAAGAUAUUCAGUCGUAUUUUACGCCUAUCAUGCCCAAUAUUGGUUCUUCAUCAUCUGAUGUUUCUAACAACAAGAAUGACGACGGAAUGUCAAAGCUGAUGGUCGAAAGUAUGAAUCAAGUUAUUAAGCUACUCCGUAUCAUAGCCAAUGGCUAUCUUUAUCAGUCUUUUUACCAUCCUCGUAGGGCCGCACUUGAGUUGCAACAGUUAGAUGAUAAUCAAUAUGGCUCACCACGGAUUUUAAGCAUUAUUGGAAAGGCGCUUCAUGACAGCACUGACUUCAAAAAUGCCAAACUUUUCUUCAAGCACGCUUUUGCAGUAGCACCUUGGUUUUUCGACUAUGCACCUGUGUAUUCUACUUGCUUGUGGUACCUGCAGCAGGACAAAGAAUUGGAUAUUGUGGCCUACUGUAUCAAAGAUAACCCUUGUCAUCAGUAUGAAUCGAACAUUGUUGCUGGUAAUUGGUCAAAAUGUUCAAAGGAUACCGAAAAGGAAGCAUUAGAGUGGUUUAAAAAAGCAGUUAGUGUAAAACCUACGGAUAAUUAUGGCUACUAUCUUCUCGGACAUGAAUACUUACUUUUAGGCGAUAAUUUGAAUGCUCUUCGAAACUUUGCGAAUAGUUUGAGACUAAACAAACGCUCUUCUAUAUCAUGGUUCGGUGUGGCGACUACCCAAAUGGCAAUGGGAGAUUAUACAAAAGCUAAAGCCAUGUUAUUAGAAGCCAUCAGGCUCCAGCCAAAGCACCAUAUUAUGUUACGGACUAUGGCAGAAAUACUUAUAGAAGAACACCAGUACGAGGAAGCUUUGAAUUAUAUACAGGAAUCCUUAAAUCUUCGUUGGAAUUCUGCGACUGAAGAGCUCAGGGAAAAGGUCGAGAGGAUGAUAUCCGGUUAGAACCGGGUAGUUUUUAUUGCAAUAUUACAAGUUUGCUGAUUUAGACGUCAGUUCUUUCAUAUUCUUUUCUUGUUUCAUCAAUAUUUAUUUGCUUUUAUAUAAGAACAUUAUUUUGCCUCGUGCUUUAGCAUUAUACGCUUUAAUGACGUUUAUAGCUGAAUGUGAGCGUUCUUUACGUAAAAAACCUUUUGAUUUAAACUAAAUAGUUCUCGGUAAAGACUCUUGAUAUGUAUCAAUAAAACAUUAGCUUGAAU